Messenger RNA from Engraulis encrasicolus (European anchovy), 1027 nucleotides. It is a transcript of the gene stmn1b, whose product is annotated as stathmin 1b. The transcript has 5 exons. Gene Ontology annotation, cellular component: cytoplasm; neuron projection. Gene Ontology annotation, molecular function: tubulin binding. The record is from RefSeq and is a predicted model, not a curated record. The coding region runs from base 104 to 541 and encodes 145 amino acids. NCBI's taxonomy places the organism in Eukaryota, Metazoa, Chordata, Actinopteri, Clupeiformes, Engraulidae. Gene Ontology annotation, biological process: microtubule depolymerization; neuron projection development; regulation of microtubule polymerization or depolymerization.
UGCCAAAUCUGAGGUAGAGGGCGAGGAGGAGAAUCGGGCGCGUGGUGUUGUCCUGUCAGUUGGCACUCUGAAGGUACAUUGUACACAUCUGAACUGAGCAGCAAUGGCAUCGUCUGGAGAUAUUCAGGUGAAAGAGCUGGACAAGCGUGCUUCCGGCCAGGCCUUUGAGGUCAUCCUCAGCCCAUCGGCACCGGACGCCAAGGGCGAGUUUCCCCUCUCCACCCCCAAGAAGAAGGACGUGACUCUGGAUGAGAUCCAGAAGAAACUGGAAGCCGCAGAGGAGAGGCGCAAGAGCCACGAGGCAGAACUGCUGAAGCAACUGGAGGAGAAACGCAGGCACGAGAAGGAGGUGCUGCAGAAGGCCAUGGAGGAGAACAACAACUUCAGCAAGAUGGCCGAGGAGAAGCUCAACCAGAAGAUGGAGGCCAACAAGGAGAACAAGGCCGCACGGAUGGCUGAGAUGAGCGAGAAGUUCAAGGAGAAGGACAAGAAGUUGGAGGAAGUGCGGCAGAAGAAGGAGACAAAAGAGGACGAGAACUGAGUUUGCUUUUGUUGCCGUUCUCUGUUUUCUCAAACUUUUUAGGUGGGGGUAUAAUGGGUUUUUGUAUGUAUCCAAAGAUUUAUUUAAACUUUUUCUGUUAUGAAUUGUAAACAUUAGUUGUUUUGUUUCUUUGUGUGUAUAUUUUGUUAAUAUGUUUCAUUCACUGCUCACAGUUGCUUAGCUUAACCCCACAUCUUUUUUUUUCCUUUUCCUUUUAAAUGCACUCAUAUUUUCAAUGAGGUGUUUUUUUGUAUUUCUCACUGUCAUUAGCACGCCUUUUUGUGCCCCACUCCUUGUAGCCCAGUUGCAAGUUUUGAUCUGUCCAGCAAGCAAAUGGUUUUAGCUGUUCAAAAGCAUGCUUCAGCUCGACUGUAGGCCUUCGCAGUUGUCCAUGAGUUUUGCAGUAUAACCUGUACUGGUGUAAUAUCAAAAUUGCAGUUGUUCGAGCCUAAUAAAAGUUGCACAGUUCGUAUAUGCUCUUAAAAA